AUGGCCGCAGUCACUCCCGUCUAUCCUUGGCUAACCAUCGCGUACUGCCUUGCAUCAGUCAUGCUAUUACUUGUGCUACUGACGGGCAUCAUCCGCCAGAACUCGAACUUGGGCGUCACCCUCUUGUGCUUCUGGCUUUUCUCCGAGAACCUGACCGCUGCUGUCAACACCGUCGUAUGGGCUGACAAUGCCGAGGUCAAGCUGUAUGUUUGGUGCGACAUCGUGUCUCAUCUGCGAGAGAUUGCGUUCGUCGUGAAGCCCAUGGCGACGCUGAUCAUCACUCGCAGGCUGUUUCUCAUUGCUACCAGUCUACAGUCGACGGACUUUGCCAGGGAGGCAGUGAACCGCCGGGAUAUCGCCAUCGAGUGGAUUCUAGGUCUGGUCAUCCCCUUGCUGGUUGCUGGUCCCAUUUACUACCUGAACCAAUACGCUCGGUUUGAGGUCGACGAACGCUUGGGAUGCACGGAUGCCACGUCAUUCUCGGUCGUCGAGCUUUUGACCAUGGAGUCGUGGACCAUACUUCCUCCUCUGGUGUCCAUCAUAUUCUAUUAUCCCAAAGUAGUGCGGGUCUUCUAUCGGCAGGUCAGAGAUCACAGCAGCACCCUGUACAGUCACUACUCCGCAUCCGAGCGCACGAACUACAUGCGGAUACUGCUCCUCGCCAGUGUCGAUAUACUGCUCACUCUACCCUUCGGCAUCGUCAACAUCACCUUAAAUCUUGUAGCGGCACUGUCGCCGCCCGCGUUCUUUCCUCUGUACCUGGGCUGGUCCCUCUUGCACUCUGAUUGGGAUCCGGUGGUCUAUACCUACACCGAUCAGCAGAUCAUCGGUUCAGCUAAGCUCGCACAAUACUACUUCACGUCUUGGACAUCGCCUGUUCUCGCCUUUGCCAUCUUCGGUCUCCUCGGGCUUACGCGGGAAGCGCGCGCAUCAUACCGGAGCGUUAUCUCCGCAGUGUGCGGGCGACUGGGAUGGAAGAGAGCUUUGUGGGCGCGGACCACUGGACACUCUUCGCUAGGAGAUAUCGAGUUCGGCAUGCGACCCACGAGCACGUCUAUGUUCGACGUCGAGACAGGAACAAGGCAUCCGUCGGUGCUGAUAUCAACAGCUGCGGCGAAUCGAGGUUUCAUCAUCUGUACAGCUAGUGAUUCGAACCCCACGAGUCGCUAG
Molecule: messenger RNA, 1170 nt
Organism: Peniophora sp. CBMAI 1063
Lineage: Eukaryota; Fungi; Basidiomycota; Agaricomycetes; Russulales; Peniophoraceae
Source: the annotation of a GenBank genome assembly